Messenger RNA from Chanos chanos (milkfish), 758 nucleotides. Its product is annotated as transmembrane protein 47-like. The transcript is spliced from 3 exons. The coding region runs from base 65 to 583 and encodes 172 amino acids. Lineage: Eukaryota; Metazoa; Chordata; Actinopteri; Gonorynchiformes; Chanidae. Gene Ontology annotation, cellular component: cell-cell junction. Gene Ontology annotation, biological process: cell-cell adhesion. The record is from RefSeq and is a predicted model, not a curated record.
GUUUUUUCCGGUGCCGAAAUUCCUCAGCGGAUCAAGAUUCACAAAGCCAACCUAAUGUGAAAACAUGUCCGUCAAUGAGGUUUACGUGUUCCGGCCGUUCAAACUCAUCGCUUUGCUGUGUGUGUUCCUGGCUCUCUCUCUCGACAUUGUGGCACUGUGGAGUUCUGCGUGGGUUACAGCCGAACACUACGCGCUAUCCUUGUGGGAGUCUUGCAGAGAAAUCGAGGCGGAAUGGAAGUGCACCUCCACCCUCAAGUCUGACUGGCAGAUAGCCACUCUGGUGUUACUGUUGGCGGGAGCAUGUGUAACUUUGGUGGCGUUUCUCAUGGCAUUCAUCUCUCUGUGUAACGGCACACACAGAAGACACUACCGCACUGUCGCUGUGUUUCUCUUCACUGCAGUGGUUCUCCAGGCUUGUGCGCUGGUUCUCUACCCGAUCAAAUUCAUUGACGGGACGGUGCUGCAGACUUACCAUGAGUUUAACUGGGGCUACGGACUGGGCUGGGGGGCCACCAUCUUUAUGCUGGGAGGAAGCAUACUCUUCUGUCUCCGAACAGACAUGUAUGAAGACGCCAUGUACUGAGAUAGUUCCCUCUCUUACACACAUGCACGCACACACCCCACACACAGACACACACACUCAUUCAUUCACACACUACCACCCAUGACAGACGAGAUGUCGCUCACACCCACUUGACAUUGCUUGAAAUAAAUAAGGACAGCAGGAGCUAAAUUUACUCAGACAAAUAUAGACAGUA